AGCAAAAAAAAAAACAACAAAAAAAAAAACAAGGGAAGCCGGGACCAUAACAAAAAGUCGAUGAAAGCAGAUUGAGGGAGAAACCUCAGGACACGCGACAGCUGCGCAUCAAAGAGGGGAUCUUAUUCGAGGGCGACGCCGAACGAUUUCCAGCGGGGCACAAAACGACUUCGGAGGCAGAUUAUAACGGUGACACUCCAGAGCUGCUCUGGCCUCCUGAGGAAUCGGCAAGACAGACGGAACUGUGUGCCCAACCAUGGCAUUCCUGUCAUUCCCCUCCAGGUUAUGGAGUGUCAGUGUAUUGACAGCACUACUCGCAGCUGCGGUACACACUAACGUCAGCUCUGACGAUGAACUCUUGCAGCCGGUGACCUCAGACGAGACGGUGUCAGUGGGAGGCACAGUGACGCUGACCUGCCGGGUGGCCCAGAGUGACAACUCCUCACUGCAGUGGUCCAACACGGCUCAGCAGACCCUGUACUUUGGAGAGAAAAGAGCGCUCAGGGAUAAUCGUAUCCAGCUGAAUCGUUCUACGCCGACGGAGCUCACCAUCACCAUCUCCGAAGUGCAGCUGUCCGACGAGGGCGAGUACACCUGCUCCAUAUUCACCAUGCCUGUCCGCACCGCCCGGGCCACUGUCACCGUCCUAGGUGUUCCAGGCAAACCACAGAUCACAGGCUACGAGGACGCAGUACAGGAGGGGGGCAAAGUCACCCUGACCUGCACCAGCAUGGGCAGUAAACCUCCUGCUAAGCUGCACUGGUACAGGGGGGUCCAGGAGCUGAAAGGCCGUCCGGACGUGGUGGAGUCGACGCCAGGCGAGCCCACCUACAAGGUGAUCAGCGAACUGACCCUGGAGGUGACCCGUGAUGACGACAACGCCCUCAUCGGCUGCGCCGUCGACCACCCUUCGCUCGCCCCGGGUGACAAGAGGACCGAGCAGCCUCUGCGGGUGCUCUUCAGUCCCGAGGUGUACAUCCAGCCAGAGAAUGAUCUGCCUAGAGAGGGGGAGAAGUUUUACCUGCAGUGCAUCGGCAACGGCAAUCCUGAGCCCAACUCCUACAUCUGGGAGAAGAAAGAUGGAGAGCUCCCCCAGCUGGCCAAAGUGGACAAUGCUUUCUUGCGCUUUGAAAUGCUCAACAAAUCAGACAACGGCAUCUACCUCUGCUAUGCAGAGAACGGCAUCGGAAAGAACCAGGGCGAGUAUGCCCUCCUGGUGCAAGAUGACGAAGUCAACGUUACAGGUGCUGCAGUCAGUAUUACAGGAACGUAUCUGACUCACGAGGCCAAGGGCUCGGAUGACGCCCCGGACGCCGACACGGCCAUCAUCAACGCUGAGGGAGGCCACUCCGGAGCUGAGGACAAAAAGGAGUACUUCAUCUGAAAAAAAAAAAACGGGGGAGCGGGGUAGCAG
Molecule: messenger RNA, 1414 nt
Organism: Lampris incognitus (smalleye Pacific opah)
Lineage: Eukaryota; Metazoa; Chordata; Actinopteri; Lampriformes; Lampridae
Gene: cadm3
Product: cell adhesion molecule 3
Exons: 11
Coding region: 257-1384 (375 amino acids)
Biological process (GO): homophilic cell-cell adhesion
Cellular component (GO): presynaptic membrane
Source: RefSeq, a predicted model, not a curated record